Messenger RNA from Zeugodacus cucurbitae (melon fly), 1674 nucleotides. RefSeq lists its product as uncharacterized. NCBI's taxonomy places the organism in Eukaryota, Metazoa, Arthropoda, Insecta, Diptera, Tephritidae. The record is from RefSeq and is a predicted model, not a curated record. Bases 1 to 1674 code for a protein of 557 amino acids. The transcript has 2 exons.
AUGGAGACACGGUUCUACGGUUAUUUCCUAUUUCGAAAUCAUCCAAUGGAUUGUGUUGAUCCAGAAUUACCGUCAAAUUUUGCGCUGCCUUUCCUACAAUGGAACGAAAGUCACCCAGUGUAUGUACGGAGCACUGGUAAUAGCAUGAUAUUGCCGAUAAUUUGUGUGAAACAUCUCAGCGAUAAGGAUCACUUGUUGAAAUUCGCUCAAAGUUUGCAUCAUAUGCGCUUAAGAAACAUCUUGGCUAUAUACAAUAGGAAUUUCUCUACUGACGCUUUAUCGGAAAUCGAAACAUUUUUCCAACACUGCCAGCAAGUAAAACUUAUUAAUAUAAUACUCGUACAUCGGGACUUUUCGCAUACACAUAUAUAUCAUUCGUACAAUCAGUUUCCCGAAUUCGCGCUGGAAACACAUGAUAUGCGCAACAGCACCUGCAUCUACCCGAAUCGGUUGGCCGAUGUUGCUGAUACGAAGUUGAACAUUUUGGUGGAUCAAGUCGAGCCGAAUACAAUGUUUUACGUCAGUAAGCGUGGUACACUCUAUAUCGCCGGUUAUAUUGGCCACUUUAUAGCUGAAUUUGCCGAAAGAUAUAAUUUCCAGUUAUGGUUACCCGAUAACUAUAAUUCUACAACCGAACAUGUUGUUUACACUGAAGAGAUACGGCAAGCGGCGCGUAACGGUUCAAUUGAUGUAGGCGCAAGUUUAUUGACACCACAAAAGGAAAUGAAUCUUCAUGGUUAUAUUUAUCCAGUUGAAUUCUUUCAAUGGUUUACCAUGCUGCCCGUAGAGCCACCAUUAGAAACGUAUCAGUUCUUUAUAAGGUUCUUCCGACCCGCUGUUUUACUGGGACUUUUCUUCGUCAUUUGGUUGCUGAGCUUUGUUGGUGCCAUACAGGUGGAGUUUGCACGCAGGGGCAUACAUUGGAAUCGUACUUUACUACUAAUGCUUAUAAUUCCCUGGGAAUUGGAUUUGUUGCGUGGUCUGCUCUGUCAAUCUACCGCUAUACGCGGUAAUUUCUUCUCGACAAAUCUGAUUAAAUGGUUAACGGUACCACCACACGAAGAACCGAUUGAAACUUUUCGUGAAGCUGCCGAACGUAAUGUGAAAAUACAACUUGCCGAACCCGCUAUAGCUGAUGUUAAAUUUUAUCGUGGCAAUGAAUUUUGGCAACAAAAUCGCGAUGCUUUUCACAUCGUAAGUACACUCGAUGAAUAUCAGGCGAAUAUACGUAAAAUGGAUGCACGUUACGGUUAUGUGAUGGAUACCAUAGCUUGGCCGAUAGUUGAGCAUCGCCAACGGUAUUUUACACAUCCCUUAUUUCGCUUGUCGAAAAGUCUUUAUUUCUCAAGGGGCUCACUACUCAGCCUGCCCAUAGGUGAGAAUUCCAUCUACAAGGAUCUUUUGAGUGAUUUUUACUUGCGGUCACGCGAAUCUGGCUUACUGCGUCACUGGUAUGAUAUCACCUUUUAUCUGAUGGUCAGAUUCGAACGCUUCUCUUUGAAGGAUCUCAGCGUAGAGCAUAAGCAUGAGGUGCUUACUUUGAAGGAGUUCGAAUGGGUUUGGCUGGCCUUUGGUGUCGGCAUGGGUUUCAGUUUAUUGACGUUUUUGGUUGAGUUGUAUUGGUAUCACUUUUGUGGUAGGGUUCAGCCACCAGUUGUACCUUAUACUUUUUAA